Pocillopora meandrina is the source of this 1526-nucleotide messenger RNA. The record is from the annotation of a GenBank genome assembly. Lineage: Eukaryota; Metazoa; Cnidaria; Anthozoa; Scleractinia; Pocilloporidae.
AUGAAGACAUCCGUUAUUUUGGCUCUGUUUGGCUUUGUACUCGCUGUUGGCUUUUCAGUCGCACUAACUGAAAAUGAGUUGGCCGAGAUAGCAGAUGAAUUUGAAGAAGAAAAACUUCGAGGGUAGGUUGCAUCUAAAAAAUAUUUGGAAAUGGCAAUUCCUCCGAAGACAAUCCAUUGAGCCAGCGGAAGGGGGGGGGAGAAUUUAUUUAUUGACGCUUUCGUUUCAAAUUAUGGAAUCUAAAGUUAAGUUCAUAAAUGAAUUAUUUUUCUGAAAGUGGAUUUCUUGUUCAUAUUUCAGCGAAUACGACAUGAAAGAGAACGAUGGAGAGUUCGAUGAAGAGGAUCUAGAGGACAAUGAUAUGGCAAUCCCCAGAAGGUACGUUGCGGAAGAUGAAAUCAUUAGAUGUUCUAGUCUUCUCGGAUAAGGAUGAUAAACCGUCUCCUGCAUUUCCUCCAUAAUGGUUAGCAGGGGAACCCAGGGGAAUCCACGCUCUUCUCGCCAGAGUAGGGGACGUAGCUCCUGGUGUUGUGCUGUGACCUCGAUGUUGAUCAGUUAUAUAGGCCCCCAUUUAAACCAGCUCUAAUAAAUAACCAAUUCGUUCAAGUUUAUCUUUUGUAAUCUUUAUUCUGUCACUCAAUAAAAGCGAAGUGGCGGCCGAAGACGAGGAGUUUGACGAAAGAGCAUUCGAUAACGACGAUGAUAGAGACGAAGUUAGUGACGAAGGUGACGUAACAGCAAUAGAAAAGUCAGCUGACCCCUUUAUUCGCUUUAGACGUAUUGGACGCAAAAUAGGACGUAGGAUCAGACGUCCUGUUCGUCCAAGAAUUCGUCGUGCAAUACGUCGUGGUCGUCGUAUAUUUCGUCGUUUUCGCGGCUAACGCGGCCAACGAAGACCAUUUCUGUGAAGGUAAGUAGAAAUGAGAAAUGGGACUUGCAGCUCAUUCUCUCACUCAUCUCGACGACAUAUAUAACUCGGCCUCCUGAAGGAGGCAGUAGCCACAAAAAAUAGCUUAAAGGCUUUGGAGGGGUUCGAACUUUCAUCAUAUUGAUAGCUGUUUGCUGCACUAAAAUGAAUUUUGACCAACCCGAAGAGUGACUAGCAUCUAAAUUCUCCUUAAAAUAUCCUUCCUUAAUCACACUUUAAGGUCACGAGAAUAAAGAAAACGAUCACCAAGUAAAGAAGUUGUUGAUUGUUAAACAAAUUCUCCUUUUUAGCCGCUUAUAAAUUUUAUAGAGAACUGUAUGAAGAAUGUACAUACUGACGUUAAGAUGUAAAUGAUUAAGAGUGACCCUCAUUAGUACUUAUGUUUGACUUUUCUCUUCCCUGGCAGGUCUCGAUGAACACCAACCUCAAACAUGCAUGAGUGGAGAACUUGGAACAACUAAUAGGGCAGUUUUUAUGUUUCGGAAUAUUGUAAUACUUCUAGAAAGUAAAACUCCCCCCCCUGCUGAUAAAAUAUAAUGAGGAGGAAUUAAUGUAGAAGUAAUUAAAGAAAAUGUUGUGAUUUGCUAUAAGUUUGCGU